UUUCAAUUGAUAUCUGAGAUAUAAAUCCUUAUUCACAUCAUUCUGUGGAUUUAUUUGCCCAUUUGUUGUUAAGUCUAUUUCUUGCUUUGAUAUAAGGUCUUAUAUGCAGCUUAUUCUACUGUCUUUCUUUUCUCUUCUUUGGCUGUUGCAGCACUUCUAUGACCUGAGACAUGCUCAUUUUUUUUAGUCCAAACAGGAAUCGUAAUUGGUCCUCCCACUUCUCUUUUCUCUACCCUUCAUUCAAACAUUUCUGCAUUUUUGUCAUAUAUAAUUAGUAUAGUUUUCAUUCAAACUUGGACUUCUAUAAAUUAUUGGAUGUCCCAAAUAAUUUUGAGUUACUUCCCAACUGGAUCUGCCAGUUAAAUGUGGAUAAUUUUCUUUAGUGGCUUACACUUUGGAAAUCAAUUUCUCUUAAAAGUCCUGCCAGUUGGACCAUUAUGUGGAUUACAUCUUCCACUUAUCCUCUAAAGGUAUGAAGAAAAUACCAAAGAGCCAAUUCAGUUAUAGCAAGUUGCCAUAUAUUUUUGGGCUUGAGGGUCCCAGUCUGUAUAUUUGGAACUCAUCCCAACCCUACUUUUAGUAAUACAAAAUGGAGUGGGUCCAGAGAUGUUUGACUUUGUUAUGAGAUAGCUUCUACCCUGCUGCUUUGGCUUGAAAGCUUGUUCCUCAGUAAGUUACAUAGUAAAUCACCAAAUUAGGGAGUAAUCCACACUUUAAGAGUCAUGUAUAUGGUAAAAAGAGUAAUCUACAAUCUUGCAAAAUUGAGUACAAGAGGUACUCCAAAUAGAUCCAGAUCUGCAGGAACAAAGUUGCUUUUUUCAUCAGAGGAAACAGCAGAGGUUAUAAUCCGGCCAAAAGCAAGAGCCUUUUGUAAUAGCACAGAUUUUUCCAAGAAUGAAGCUGAAGUUAUCAAACAUGAAGACAUAUACAGAGAAGCUGGAAAAACAAGAAGUGUCUUUGAUUUCAAAAGUUACAUGGUUCAAAAGAUCAAAUCUGUCAAUCAAGCCUUAGAUGCUGCUGUUCCAAUCAGAGAGCCUAUCAAGUUCCAUGAAGCAAUGAGAUACUCACUCCUUUCCGAAGGCAAGCGGGUUUGUCCUGUACUCUGUAUAGCCGCCUGUGAGCUUGUUGGUGGCCAAGAAUCAACAGCAAUGCCUGCUGCUUGUGGAAUGGAGAUGAUACAUGCUAUGUGUAUGAUGCACGACGACCUUCCCUGCAUGGACAACGAUGAUCUCCGUCGAGGAAAGUUGUCACAUCACAAGGUUUAUGGCGAAAAUGUCACUGUUUUAGCUGGUUAUUCCCUUGUUGCCUUAGCAUUUCAGCAUAUGACAGCAUCCACUAAAGGAGCAGGGCCUCGGCCCUGUAAAGGAGUACACCCGAAAACAAUGGUUCGUGCUGUUGGAGAACUAGCAAGAUUGAUAGGUCCAGAGGGGGCAGCGGCUGGCCAGGUGCUUGACUUGCUGUGUGGAGGUAACUCUGAUACUGGAUUAGAAGAGCUUGAGUAUAUUCAUCGUCACAAGACUGCAGACUUUGCAGAGGCCGCGGCCAUUGUAGGAGCAAUGCUUGGUGGUGCAUCAGAGGAGGAGAUUAAUAGACUUGGGAAAUUCUCCAAGUGUCUUGGACUGCUGUUUCAGGUUGUGGAUGACAUCCUUGAUGUGACUAAAUCCUCUGAGCAAUUAGGAAAGACAGCGGGAAAGGAUUUGUUGGCUAACAAAUUGACGUACCCAAAGAUGAUUGGCAUUGGCAAGUCCAAAGAAUAUGCUCAAAAACUUAACAAGGAGGCCAAGGAACAACUUGCUGGUUUUGAUCCAGAAAAGUCAGCUCCAUUACUUGCUAUGGCAGAUUUCGUUCUUCAUAGGCAAAAAUGAUCUUGUUAGGAUAAUUAUGCCUGUAUUAUUUAACAUUAAUUGUGCACAUUUUAUUUUUCAUGUAAGGACAUAGUAUGGAGUAGAGCUCUUUCAGUUCCUUGAGAUUUAUCUGGAAACAUGAAUGCUGCUUAAUUUGUCCAUCUGAAACUGACUUUUC
Solanum stenotomum is the source of this 2022-nucleotide messenger RNA. RefSeq names its product geranylgeranyl pyrophosphate synthase 7, chloroplastic-like. Gene Ontology annotation, molecular function: geranylgeranyl diphosphate synthase activity. Bases 723 to 1865 code for a protein of 380 amino acids. Gene Ontology annotation, biological process: isoprenoid biosynthetic process. The record is from RefSeq and is a predicted model, not a curated record. The transcript has 2 exons. NCBI's taxonomy places the organism in Eukaryota, Viridiplantae, Streptophyta, Magnoliopsida, Solanales, Solanaceae.